Molecule: messenger RNA, 386 nt
Organism: Aspergillus steynii IBT 23096
Lineage: Eukaryota; Fungi; Ascomycota; Eurotiomycetes; Eurotiales; Aspergillaceae
Exons: 1
Coding region: 127-345 (72 amino acids)
Source: RefSeq, a predicted model, not a curated record
UCCAGAAACAAAACAAAAGAAAAAAAAAAUUAUGAUGGGGGCGGAAAUACCUGCGCGUAAUCCCAUGUAUGUUUGCAUGGCGUGUACAACAUCACCCCUACGACCGUACAUGAUUCAUGACACCAAAUGUACAACCAGCCCAUGUGUUUGACAAGGAAGAAAGGAAGACAAAGCAUUCUUUUGCCCCCUCACUUACCCCCCUCCUUUUUGUGUGGUGGCUGUCUCUCUUUUGGUUGGUUGUCAGUGAUUGAUUGUUGCCAGCGCAUGAUUUUGUACAAUUCCAUACAUUCACAAAAUGCUUUUGUUGGAUGUGCAGUUGGCCUUGUUAUUGUAAAAGACGUAUAAAUAUAGACCAGAUAGACUACAAUGAAAGAAAUUACAUGAAG